UAUAGCAGCCACACACACACAGAGGCGAGACACUGAGUUACUAGAACACAUUUGAAAAAUACAAAAAAAAAAACACCACUUGGAAAGACGAGCACAGUCUGCUGAGGAACUCUUGUUCUUCAAACCUGUGGGGUCAGCGAUCCGCUGCAGCUGGAGUGACUGACCGCUGCUGGAGAACAAUGUCUGUCCGCGACCAGCGCGGCCCCCCGCAGAGUGAGGGGCCAAAUCUGGGCAAGAUUGAGGACAUGCGUAACCACUCGGCCGUCUUCAGAGGAGAAUGCACGAGGCUGAUCCUGGAAACGGACAAAGCAUGUCGACGCAUGCAAGACGACGACAGCAAGCGACUGGGUCAACGGGUCAGGGACAUCCAGUUCCUGAAGAAGGAGUUGGAGGUGAAGUUGGAUGAGAUCAAUGUGGAAAUUGAUAUUCUCAUAGCGCUGCAGAGCAGAGUGGUGAAGGCCCUGGAGUCCUGCAAGGAGCCUCUGAGGGUCACGCUUCUCUGUCUGGAGGAGAGGAUGAAACGUCCUCCCUCUGAGAGGCUGCGCGACGGGGUGGACAGAGAGCUGCUGAAGGAGAGGGAGGUCAUCGACGGCGUGGCUUCCCUUCUGCAGCGUCUGCUCGAGCAGAUCACCGAGCAGAUUCGCCUGAACCGGUCGGCCAAGUACCAACUGGAGCAGGACCUGAAGGAAAAGUACGAGGCCCAGUGCAUCGACAACUCCUGCGCCCUGAUGACCACCCACUCCAUCAAAGACCAGCAGAAGUCCAAAAACGCCAACGCCGCUUUGCCGAGCUUGGCAGUGACUCCGACGCAGUGGGAGACCAUCUCGGACAUCAACAUCGCCAAGGCGGAGCAGCAGAAGACCAACUCGCUGUCCCUGCGGGCCUUCGUGGAGUCCCUCCUGGAGCAGAUGACGGCCGACGUGCAGAAGCAGGCCCAGGCCACGAUAGCGGCCUUUCAGCUGAACGUCCAGGAAAUCAAGUCCGCCAAGAGCCAGAUGGAGGAUCAGCUGGGCAAGAUCCUGUCCGAGAUCGCCAGCCAGCAGAGGAUCAGCGAGGAUCUCAAGGUGGCCAUCACGGAGAAGGGGCGGUUCCUGAGUUUGGCCCAGGCGCGGCUGGAUCUGCGCGAGCGGAGGCCCGUCAAGGAGCAGUGUCACGAUCCGGCGCAGACCCAGCUCCUCACCGAGGUCCAGCAGCUCACUGCGCACAUCAACAAGCUGCGUGAGGCCGUGGCCCAGUCGGAGGAGGAGCAGAGGGCCAUGGUCCGCUGCCAGAUUGACCUGGAGGAAAUCAUCCAGGUGAAGGUCACCUGUCUCUACAUCGAUGAGGUCACCUGCCCCCAGCACAAGGAGCCCAUUUUCAUACACAACUUCUGAGCAAGUCAGCAACCCCGAGGGCCCGACGCACACAGCGUAUCUCAAUUAUGUCUUUCACCAUGCGUUUCAAUAAACGUCGCUUUGAGUAA
Molecule: messenger RNA, 1462 nt
Organism: Scophthalmus maximus (turbot)
Lineage: Eukaryota; Metazoa; Chordata; Actinopteri; Pleuronectiformes; Scophthalmidae
Gene: tekt1
Product: tektin 1
Exons: 8
Coding region: 180-1373 (397 amino acids)
Biological process (GO): cilium assembly; cilium movement involved in cell motility
Cellular component (GO): nucleus; microtubule cytoskeleton
Source: RefSeq, a predicted model, not a curated record